Molecule: messenger RNA, 825 nt
Organism: Schistosoma spindalis
Lineage: Eukaryota; Metazoa; Platyhelminthes; Trematoda; Strigeidida; Schistosomatidae
Source: the annotation of a GenBank genome assembly
AUGAGAUACCAAGCUUAUGAGAAUGAUUUGCGCCAUUCAUUUUUAAACAGGCAAUGCCAAUAUCUUAGAUUUCCACCGAAAAAUUCUUCUAUCAGCUAUGUUUGCUUUACUGGUAUUGAAGGAUUGAAGAACUGUAGAUUAGCGGGAGCGAUUAAUUUUAACGAUACAGGGAAUAUGGCUGGAAGUAGGUGGCCGGCUGCAAUGCCUCCUACUAACAGAGUCGGUAAUGCUUCUCGAGCAAAACAAGUUAUUUUCGAACCUACAUUUGCCAAAAUGGAAAAAGAGAAUUACGCUUUAACUCAGCGACUAAAGGAAGCUUUCUAUAAAGUUGAGAAGCGGUAUCCUGGUUUCAGUAAAGAUUUCAUGAUUGGCUUGCUUCAACGGAUGGGAGUCGAUAGUGAAAUCGACGUGACUGAAACGUGUUUACGGAUUGCUGCUCUUCAAGAAUGUGAUAAUCCAAAGACUUCAAGAAAUCCUAGAGUUUUGGAGUUGGAACUUACUGCUAAGACCCUAAAAACUAUUCUUAGUAGCAUACCUGAUGAAAUUAUCGACCGCAGAGCAUUUAUAGAAGUCAUCAAAGGAAUAGCAGAUGCAAUAAAGAUGUUGUUGGCUGCUGUGGGUGCGUUUUAUGAUACGUUACCACCAGGAACACAAAAGAAAUGUCUUGAAGAUCAAAAACGAAAAUUUAUCACCUACUGUCGUAAAUUCAGUGACACUUUGAAGCAGUACUUUAGGAACAACGAUCAAACUGUGGUUUUCAGCAGCGCAAACUUACUGGUUAGCCAAACCAACCUAAUUUUGUUUGUGGUUCAUGAUGUAGAUUAA